Sorex fumeus (smoky shrew) is the source of this 2494-nucleotide messenger RNA. RefSeq names its product N-acetyl-alpha-glucosaminidase (gene NAGLU). NCBI's taxonomy places the organism in Eukaryota, Metazoa, Chordata, Mammalia, Eulipotyphla, Soricidae. The record is from RefSeq and is a predicted model, not a curated record. The transcript is spliced from 6 exons. Bases 35 to 2425 code for a protein of 796 amino acids.
GACGGGGCCCGGGGCCGGGCGGGACCGCUGGACCAUGGGGGCGGCGGCGGUGGCCACGGCUCUGGGCCUUCUCCUCCUGGCGGGGGCCGGGAGCUCGUCCGCCGACGAGGCGCGGGAGGCGGAGGCCGUGCGGGAGCUGCUGGUCCGGCUGCUGGGCCCCGGCCCGGCCGCCGCCUUCGUGGUGUCGGUGGAGCGCGCCCUGGCGGCCGAGUCCGGCCUGGACACUUUCCGCCUGAGCGGCGGCGGCGCCGGGGCGCGGGUGCACGUGCGGGGCUCCACGGGCGUGGCGGCGGCCGCGGGGCUGCACCGCUACCUGCGGGACUACUGCGGCUGCCACGUGGCAUGGUCGGGCUCGCAGCUGCACCUGCCGCAGCCGCUGCCCGCCGUGGAGCUCACCGAGGCCACGCCCAACAGGUACCGCUAUUACCAGAACGUGUGCACACAAAGCUACUCCUUCGUGUGGUGGGACUGGGCCCGCUGGGAGCAGGAGAUCGACUGGAUGGCACUCAACGGCCUGAACCUGGCACUGGCCUGGAGCGGUCAGGAAGCCAUCUGGGAGCGGGUAUACUUGGCCCUGGGCCUGACGCAGGCGGAGGUUGACGAGUACUUCACGGGCCCUGCCUUCCUGGCAUGGGGGCGCAUGGGCAACCUGCACACGUGGGGUGGCCCCCUGCCCCGCUCCUGGCACCUCAAGCAGCUUUACCUGCAGCAUCGCAUCCUGGAGCGCAUGCGCGCAUUCGGCAUGACCCCAGUGCUGCCUGCAUUCCCGGGCCACGUCCCCAAGGCCCUCACCCGGGUGUUCCCUCAGGUUCGUGUCACCCAGAUGGGCAGCUGGGGACACUUCAACUGCUCCUACUCCUGCUCCUUCCUGCUGGACCCGGAAGACCCCCUUUUCCCCGUCAUCGGGAGCCUCUUCCUGCGGGAGCUGACCAAGGAGUUCGGCACAAACCACAUCUAUGGGGCUGACACUUUCAACGAGAUGCAGCCCCCAUCCGCAGAGCCCACCUACCUGGCCGCAGCCACCGCCGCUGUCUACCAGGCCAUGACCAAAGUGGACCCUGAAGCUGUGUGGCUGCUGCAGGGCUGGCUCUUCCAGCACCAGCCCGACUUCUGGGGACCUGCCCAGGUGGACGCCGUGCUGGGGGCCGUGCCAAGGGGCCGCCUGCUGGUCCUGGACCUGUUCGCCGAGAGCCAACCCGUGUACGUCCGCACGGCAUCCUUCCAGGGCCAACCCUUCAUCUGGUGUAUGCUGCACAACUUCGGAGGCAACCACGGCCUGUUCGGGGCCCUGGAGGCCGUGAACCAAGGCCCUGCCGCUGCCCGCCACUACCCCAACUCCACCAUGGUGGGCACAGGCAUGGCGCCCGAGGGCAUCGAGCAGAACGAAGUGGCCUAUGCCCUCAUGGCCGAGCUGGGCUGGAGGAAGGAGCCGGUGGCAGAUCUGGAUGCUUGGGUGACCGGCUUUGCCGCCCGGCGCUACGGGGCCUCCCACCAGGCCGCAGCGGCCGCCUGGAGGCUGCUGCUCAGGAGCGUCUACAACUGCUCGGCCGAGGCCUGCAGCGGACACAACCGCAGCCCACUGGUCCGGCGACCGUCCCUCCAGAUGGUCACUGCCGUCUGGUACAACCGCUCGGACGUGUUCGAGGCCUGGCGGCUGCUGCUCUCAGCCGCUUCCGUCCUCGGCCCCCGCCCAGCCUACCUCUACGACCUGGUGGACGUCACUCGCCAGGUGGUCCAGGAGCUGGUCAGCUUGUACUACCUGGAGGCGAGAAAUGCCUACCUGGGGAAGAACCUGCCAGCGCUGCUGCGGGCAGGGGGCAUCUUGGCCUAUGAGCUGCUUCCCGCGCUCGACCGGGUACUGGCCAGCGACAGCCACUUCCUGCUGGGCCGCUGGCUGGAGCAGGCCCGAGGGGUGGCGGCCAGCGAGGACGAGGCCCGUCUCUAUGAACUCAACGCGCGAUACCAGCUGACCCUGUGGGGGCCAGAGGGCAACAUCCUGGACUAUGCCAACAAGCAGUUGGCCGGCCUGAUUGCUGACUACUACACCCCGCGCUGGCGGCUCUUUCUGCAGAUGCUGGUGGAGAGCCUGGCGCAGGGCCACCCUUUCCCGCAGCACCAGUUCGAGGAGAAGGCCUUCCAGCUGGGGCAGGCCUUUGUGCUCAACCCACGGGGCUACCCCGUCCAGCCCCAAGGCAGCACCGUGGACCUGGUCAAGGAGCUCUUCCUCAAGUAUUACCCCCGCUACGUGACCGGCUCUCUCUUAGACGUGUGUCACCCCCAGGCAGAUUCUUCCCAAACUGCAGAGCCCCGAGGCCAGUUCCCAGGACCUGGAGCUGGACAAAGGUCCCAAGAGGACUCAGGCCUGGGCAGUGGAAUCCCGGACCUGUGGGUGGGGUCUAGCAUGGGAAGCUGCCCUCCACCGUGACGUGGGGACGUGAAUGCUGUUCCUUGCACCUAAUAAACUGCUGAGUCCAACCCCUUCCCCCUCCCCCAG